CGAUGUGAGUGUCAACAAAGUGAUGGCGUAAGGGGGGCUGCGGCGAGCCUGGCUGAUCAAGUUGUGUGUAGACUGAGCAGCUUGUGCCCGUAUAGGGCACCUUGCUCGUCGCCAUUCUUCGCCUGAACCAGGACCCACGGGAUACAUAAGGCUCUGUGCUGUAGUUGACCCAAUCUCACAGCAACAACAACAGACACAUCAUCACUUCGUCUUAUAAGGAGGAGAAAACCUGGACGCAAACUGCAUUUAUCAAAGAGAAGAAAGUGCCAGACUUCCAUCAUGCCUCUCAGCGGCCCCGUCUCCCCCAGGGUGUUCAAGGCCAUAGAGAAGUCUGACAUACACACCCUAGCAUGCUGCCGCGAGGAGGAGAUCAGGCCCAUCCUUCCCUGCCUGGUGAGGAUGAGCCUCAUAGCCCCGCUGGACCACUCGGAGGAGUGCAUAGCUGGUAGGAAGGUCAUCCUCAGGAUCCUAUCCGGGAUAGAGGUGGUCAACUCCCUGGUGGCUCUACUGUCCAUUGACUUCCCAGCUCUUGAGGUGGAUGUUAAGAAAGAGCAGCAGUUAAGGCAGAAACUAGGUGGUGGUAAUCAAAGUGAGAGCGUUCUGGUUCAAAAUCUGGCAAAUGGCCUUGCUCUGGAGUUUGAAUGCUCAGACCCAACACGCAGACUGCGACUACUUCUCUCUGAGAUUCUCCUGGUUAUGGCUCAGAUUCGUGAGCCUCGACAAGAUUUUUACCACAAAUCUUCAGAGCUGUUUGAUAACCCAUGCUACUUGGAGGAAGUGAGUGAUGUAUUGUGUAUUGCUUUGGCUGAAUUGCCAGCACUGUUACCUCCAGCAGAAGUUGCAGAAGCUCUUCUCCAUGUUACCAAUGGACCAGCACUUGUUGCUCGUAUGGUGGCUAAUCAACCAGAUUGUUUCAGAGAAGUUGUGACAGGAUUAGUUAUGACUGGAGAUAAACAAGAUGAAGAUUCCCCUGGAGGCUUAUUACGUCUGCAAGCUGUACGAAUACUUUGCCAGAUGAAUCCCAGUCAGGCUCUCAAUGUUAGGGCUCUUUGUGUUGAGCAGUGUCGUAUGCCAGGUUUGGCAGUGUACCUAACAUUAGAUGCUGGAAAAUGUGGAUCUGGUGUUGCAGGAAGCAGUGGUAGCGUAGGUAGUAAUAUGUAUGGAGGGGAAGGUGGAGAUGUUGUCAGUUAUGUGACAGGCUUGCUUCUCUCACAUAACCAUCAGCAGCGCACCUGGUUUGCACAGUUUGUCAAGAGUGGACAGAGGAGAAAAUAUGAACAGCAAGCCUCUGCACUAGUGGCUCUACGCACUGACCUCAGUGAACGGCUGAGAAACCUCCUGCUGUUCAAUAGCAACGAUACAUUGCCAGACUCACAAGUUAUACAUGCCACAGCCCUUCUCAGACUCUAUUGUGCACUCAAGAGCUUGGCUAAUCUUAAGUUUAGUGAAGAUAAGGAGAUUGGCCUGCUACUGCAGCUAGUAACUUGUCAUCCUCCCCCGUCAGCUGCUGGUGUGAGAUUUGUUAGCACUGGCCUUUGUAUGCUUAUUGCCUGUCCCUCGCUCAUAUCCUCCCAGGAAAAUGAAAGGAGAGCUUCAGAAUGGAUCAAGUGGUUAGUCAAAGAAGAGGCUUACUUUGCUGGAGCCAGUGGUGUAUCCUCAUCCUUCGGUGCUAUGCUUUUGCUGAUGGCCAUCCACUUUCAUGUUCAGCAGCUGAGUGCCAUUAUUGAGUUGGUCAGUGCUGCCUUGGGAAUGAAGGUCAUUACUCGUGCCAAUAAUCUCUCUCGCAUCAAGUACAUAUUCACCCAUGAUGUCUUUACAGAGCAGGUGGUCACUGCCCAUGCUGUAAAGGUUCCAGUGACCUCUGGACUAAAUGCCAACAUUCCUGGAUUUCUUCCAGUUCACUGUGUAUAUCAUCAGCUAAAGAGUCGCAUGUUCACCAAGCAUAAAGUUCCAAUUAAAGAUUGGAUUUACAACCAGAUAUGUGCAUCUUCAACUCCAUUGCAUCCUGUUAUGCCUCAGCUAAUUGAAGUUUAUGUCAACUCCAUCAUAUUGCCAGCCAGUAAGGGUGGAUUAACUGAUACCUUUAAUGAGCCAAUUUCAGAGGAGGAAAUAAUGGCUGUCUUUUCACAGUCCAUUUUUACUGAAAAAGCUACAGAGAAUUCGACAACAGUUGCAUCAAGGUCAGCAGCACCCUUUAGAAGUUUAUCGACAAGAAAAUCUGUGUUGCUAGAAAGGCCUUUGUCCAUCCUCCACCAGUCCUGUGGAUACACUGCGCCAGCUCAGUUGGCAUCUCACUCAUCUUCCCAUGAUACUAAUGUGCCUGUUGCUUCAGUGAUGACUUCGCAGUUAUUGCUGUUGUACUACUUGCUGUUGUAUGAAGACGUACGCCUCAACAACACGCACCAGCUGCUUGUAAACAACCGACGAGUUCACUCAUAUUCCCCUCACUUGUUUGCGCAGUUGCCCAUCAGAUAUUUGCUUUCACAUGCACAAAGGGAACAAAGACUAUACGCAGGUCUGUUUUCCCCUCUGGUGAAAUUGUUGGUGAGUCAUUAUCCACAGCUCUGUUUGGUGGAAGACUGGUUGUACCAAAGUCCCUCAGCUAAUUCUAGCCUUGGCAUCCUACCUCCAAAAGUUCCACUGGACCUUCAAUCUGUAACUAAAGCAAUGGAAGAUGCAGCAGAUAAACCUGGUCGACUUCUGGUAUUGCUGGACCGCUUGAUGAGAAUGCCACCUCAUCAACUCUGGUUAUUGGCUGCUCCCAUUACUGCUUCUAUUAAGUGCUUAUUGCUGCCUGGAGUACCACGUAAAGUAUUAGAUACAUAUAGACAAAUAUGGAUGCGACUCAAUUCAUUGUUUCCCCGUCGUCUUUGGGCGAUGACUGUAGAAGGACUUCUGCCAGAAGAAACUACUGGCAAAUCAAGGAAGACACUCACAGAGGAUGAUAUCAUAUUGGACCCUUUAUAUGUACUUAGAUGUGACGAUAGAGUAUAUAGGUGUGCACCCCUCCUGCAACUGGUGAUGUACAUGUUGCAAGUUUAUCUCCUGUCUUCCCGUACUUUCUUAUCACAGCAGAUGCAAAACACACCUGUAGUGAGCACCCCACACAGUCAGAUUGCAGGUAGUACUAUAACUUCAGCACAGGCUUUAGAAGAAGAACGAGAAAAGUUGCGAGGUGCCCUUGUUCUGACUCAGGAAAGUUCUGCGGUGCAGAUUCUGCUAGAAGCUUGUCUGAUGAAAGACCAUGAGAAGGUGGGCAGACUUUCUGAUGGUGCCGGAGCAUUGGCUCUUCAGGAAAUACGGAGUAUUGUGUGUUCCUACAUCCAUCAAGCAUUCCUCAAGGAUACAACAUUAGCAAAGUUGGUCCAUUUUCAGGGUUAUCCGGGAGAGUUGAUUGGACCAGUGGUGCGAGGAGUCCCUUCCAUGCAUAUUGCUAUUGGCCUUAACUGGAUUCCAGAGCUUCUCCAACUUCCUGACUUGGAUAAACAGUUGUUUGCUGUGGAGCUAACUUCUCAUCUGGCUCUUCAGAAUGCUAUGCCAUCUACACUUAGUAUAUCAAGACUAGCCAUUAAUGCACUGGCUACACUUCUCUCUGUUUUGGGUGAAGAGGAGAGACUCUUAAUAAUGGAAGCAUCAUUGCCAUCCUUGGUGGGUAUUGGCAAAGCAUUCCCAGCACUUAUAGAAGAUCUCAUUCAUUUGCUUGUGAUGUAUGGCCGAGUAGCUACUGCACAGUCUGCUCUUUCAGCUGCACCAGCUCCUAAAUCAAUUGCAUUUUUGGAUAUGCUGGAUCAGGAGACAAAAGAUGAAGAGGAUCACAAAAUGGAUUAUGAAGAAGCUCCUCCUCCUUCACCCAAGAGUGUGUGCAGGCGACUAGUGCGCAAAGUUCCCCGUGAAGAUAGUCUUUUUGCCAGGAUAAUAGGAGCUUUUAAGAAGUUGAUAGUAGAAAGUACAAUGACCCAUAAUCUCUACUAAGUUAGGUGCUAGUAAUCAUAUUUAAUAGUGAAUGAUAUUUUUGCUUUACAGAAUAUUACUUGAAAUAAUUUUGUAUAUCAGUGAUGGGAAUACAAGUUUCUAAUUGCCUUGUAUCAAUGAAGGCAAUCAUAUUGCAGUCUGUGUAUGUAAUGUACAUACUUUAAUAAAAGUAUUACUGUUUAAA
Molecule: messenger RNA, 4156 nt
Organism: Procambarus clarkii (red swamp crayfish)
Lineage: Eukaryota; Metazoa; Arthropoda; Malacostraca; Decapoda; Cambaridae
Gene: IntS2
Product: integrator complex subunit 2
Biological process (GO): snRNA 3'-end processing
Cellular component (GO): integrator complex
Source: RefSeq, a predicted model, not a curated record